This is a messenger RNA of Acaulospora colombiana, 483 nucleotides long. Lineage: Eukaryota; Fungi; Glomeromycota; Glomeromycetes; Diversisporales; Acaulosporaceae. The record is from the annotation of a GenBank genome assembly.
GACGAGUCGCGAAAAAAGAAAGGAAAAGAAAGCGUACCUGAGGUAGAGUUCUACACCCUUGAUGUAGGCUUGGACCUUGGGGUCAAUUUCGGGGCCGAAGGAGGGGACCUUGGCGCACUCUUCGAAGAAGCGAGCGAUAGCAGAUUCGAUCAUGCCCAUAGCGUAUUCCAUAGCAGCUUGGACAGUGAUGUUCUUGUUGAUAGCAACGACGGCGAUGAGGUUGUGGCAGUCACCAGAGCAUUGUUCGUUGUCGAAGGAGUAGACAUCGUUGGCCCAGGAGAGGAUGUCGUUACCAGCCUCUUGGAGGGCGGCGACGGUGGGAUGGAAGAAAGCCUCAUCGGGAACGUCGAUGUUGAGGCAGUACUCGAUGCAGGCGUAGGUCACCUUGAUAGCGGAGGUGUCGCGGCGCAAAGAGACGUACUCCUCGAUGGUGGGGCAGACGUUGCUCUGGCGGUUGCCGACCUGGUUCUUGACGGCCAUGAC